UAAACGCCAUACGCAGUCGCAUAACCGGAUAUCACCUGCCUUAGGAUAGACUAAAGCAAUCAAUCAUUUGAAAGAAAAAGGGCUUCAAAUUAUGAGAGUUUAAUUCGUAGGGGAUCAGAUUUCCUUUUUGACUUUUCUUGCUUCACUUGUCAGGAAAACGACAGAAACUCAGAUACUAUAGUUCACUGUGAGGAAUGUUCCAAGUUCUUUUGUGGAAAAUGUGUGGAGCUCCAUAACACACUUUUUAAAAAACAUGCAACAUUGGGUAAAGAAAACAUCAGCCAGUGGUCUCAGACCAAUGUUGAUGCACAAGAGCAAUGCCAGGAGCACACGAAAGAAAAACUAACAAUAUUCUGCGAGGAUCACAGUGAGCUGAUAUGUCAUGUCUGCCAUGUCUACAAUCAUAAUUUCCUCCUGUUCAGUGAGUCCAAAAGGAGACAUGAUAUAUGUGACCAACUGUGACCGUCAUCAGCUGGUCACCCUGUCCAGGGAUGGCACAGUGAUCUCCACACUUACUGACCCGGCCUGGAGUGAAUCAUUAUCUCGCAUCCAUGUGACAGACUCGGGACAAGUUCUGGUAUGUGGCGGCGCUAGUUCCGACACAAUCAUCCAGUUGGACAGAAAUGGGAGACGGAAACUGGCAGAGGUUGUCACAAAGAAGGAUGGUGUGUCAGUACCAAUAUCUGUCUUCUACAGAAAAUGCACAGGAACUCUCAUUGUGGGAAUGUUGAAUAAUGAUGACAUUAUGGUGUUUCAGACUGAGUGACAGAUUGAGUGAGAUGAUGUUGAGCAGUUGAUAAAUUUACAUUAACAUGUAUACAUGUAUAGUUGUCAUAUUAAACAUAAUUAUAAUUGUGUAUACACCAUAAAUAUGAGAAAAUGGCUGUUGACAUAUGACAUUUUCAAAUCAUGUAUAAACUUAAACUUAAUAAGUUUGAAUUUAAAUGUUUGCAUAUAUAAUUUGAAAAAAAUAAUAUAUAGUGUUUUCGCAAAACAAUGUGCAGAAAUGUAUUAUUAUUUCAGAUUGUAGUCUUCUAUUGUUGUAUUCAUUGUGAAGAUUAGUUUAUGUGAUACUUAUUAUUAUAAAUAGUAUAUUCUAAUAUUUUUCAUAAUUGUAUAUGCUAAUUAUUGUUUUAAACAUAGGAACACAUAUUGUCUGAAUGAGUAAGCGGAUAUUUUUUUGUAAAAUGUGUAUAUGAUUAUGAUAUCAACAACAAUUAUUUUGUUUUUGCCAAGAUGUCAAGCUUAUCUAAAGAAUCUUAUACCCACCCCCUUCCUCAAUGCCGUAUGUCAUAUGCUUUGAUUAUUCCAUAGUUUUGUAAGAUAGUUAAGCUCAACAUGUCUAUUUCGUUUGCACAAUGUUUUGUGCGUAAUACGUUUAUCAAAUAAUUGUUUUAUUUUUUUAGCACAUGUACAUUUGUGUUAACCAAGCUGUAACAAAAAUAUGUUUUCUUAUUAAAAAAAAAAACAUG
Messenger RNA from Dreissena polymorpha, 1472 nucleotides. RefSeq lists its product as uncharacterized. NCBI's taxonomy places the organism in Eukaryota, Metazoa, Mollusca, Bivalvia, Myida, Dreissenidae. The record is from RefSeq and is a predicted model, not a curated record. The transcript is spliced from 2 exons. The coding region runs from base 383 to 766 and encodes 127 amino acids.